Messenger RNA from Carassius carassius (crucian carp), 3327 nucleotides. It is a transcript of the gene hhipl2, whose product is annotated as HHIP-like 2. The coding region runs from base 2 to 2461 and encodes 819 amino acids. NCBI's taxonomy places the organism in Eukaryota, Metazoa, Chordata, Actinopteri, Cypriniformes, Cyprinidae. The transcript has 9 exons. The record is from RefSeq and is a predicted model, not a curated record.
CAUGGCAAAAAUGCCGAGAGAGCCGGAUUCACUCAGUUAUCAUCGUGCAAAAUGCCCUGAGGAUAGAUUCCUGAACAAGAGGACCGAAUGGCUCCAAGGACCCUUCAGAUUCCUCAUAAUAAUCAUUUUCUUCUCUUAUUUGAAACAUACUUCGGCACAUCCUCAGUGUCUGGACUACCAGCCACCUUUUAAACCCCCUUACCACCUUGAGUUUUGCAGGCACUAUGAGAAGUUUGGUUGCUGUGACCAAAAAGCAGACAACAGUAUUGCAAUGAGAUACUGGGAUAUAAUGGACCUGAUUGGUGAUGAGGCAUAUGCAGUGUGCGCUGAUUUGGUAAAAGAUAUUAUGUGUCAGGAAUGUUCUCCAUAUGCCGCACACUUGUUUGAUGCUGAAGACCCAUACACUCCAGUGCGUCACUUACCAGGACUGUGCUUCGCUUACUGCUCAGAAUUUCACAUCAAGUGCCAUUCUGUGGUAAAGUAUCUAACCAACAGCCAGACACUGCUGGAGAUGUGCGAGAAGGACCGCUCUCAUUUCUGCAACCUCAUUAACCUCCCUGACCAGGACUACUGCUAUCCCAACGUCCUGGGGAACAAUGACCUGUACAGCAAUCUGGGCAAGGUGGUGGAGGACACCAAAGGCUGCCUGCAGCUGUGCUUGACAGAAGUGGCCAAUGGGCUGAGGAACCCUGUGCUGAUGGUCCACAGCGGAGAUGAUACCCACCGCAUGUUCGUGGCAGAGCAGAUUGGCUUCGUAUGGGUGUAUCUGAAAGAUGGCAGCCGCUUAGAGCAGCCCUUCCUGGACAUUAGCGGGGAGGUGUUGACCACACAGUGGCUGGGAGAUGAAAGAGGUUUCCUGGGUCUCGCCUUCCAUCCAAAGUACCGAAACAAUGGCCGCUUCUUCAUCUACUACUCUAUUUUGAUCAAUGGCAAGCUGGAGAAAAUACGCAUCAGCGAGAUGAAGGUCUCGGCUCAUGACAUGAACGUGGCAGACCCCCACUCAGAGAGAGUUCUUCUUGAGAUUGAGGAGCCUGCAGCAAACCAUAAUGGUGGGCAGCUUCUGUUUGGUCUAGACGGAUAUCUGUACAUCUUUACAGGGGAUGGUGGAAAAGCAGGAGACCCUUUUGGAAAGUUUGGAAAUUCCCAAAACAGAUCAGCAUUGUUAGGAAAAGUGCUUCGGAUUGAUGUGGAUGGUAGCAGUAUAGAUGGGAAACCCUAUAAGAUUCCUCCAGACAAUCCCUUUCUUGGAGAGCCUAAUGCAAAGCCAGAGGUCUAUGCCUACGGUGUGAGGAAUAUGUGGCGCUGCUCGGUGGAUCGAGGGGAUCCACUCACUGAUUACGGGAGAGGGAGAAUAUUCUGCGGUGAUGUGGGUCAAAAUCGAUAUGAGGAGGUUGACGUCAUUGUGAAAGGAGGAAACUAUGGAUGGAGAGCCAAAGAAGGCUUUGAAUGCUUUGAUAUGAAAUUAUGCCAGAACUCUUCUCUAGAUGACAUUCUGCCAAUAUUUGCCUAUGGACACCAUGUUGGGAAAUCCGUAACUGGAGGUUACGUGUACAGAGGAUGCGAAUCACCAAACCUCAAUGGUCUUUAUAUUUUUGGAGACUUUAUGAGUGGACGAUUGAUGGCUCUGGAGGAGGAUAAGAAAUCUGGGAUUUGGAAGGAAAAGAAUGUGUGCAUGGGUGACACUAAAACCUGCUCUUUUCCCGGCCUUAUAAAUCAUCACCACAAGUUCAUCAUCUCAUUUGCAGAGGAUGAAGCGGGAGAACUUUAUUUUUUGGCGACCUCCUACCCAAGUGCAAUGUCUCCCUUUGGCACGCUCUACAAAUUCAUGGAUCCAUCCAGGAGGGCACCUCCAGGAAAAUGCAAAUACAAGCCACUUCCUGUAAAGGUCAGAGGGAAGAAAGUGCCAUUCACACCUAGAGAAUUGACUGUGCUUGACAUAAGUGAAACACCUACAAGAUCACCACUGGAAAAGAUCUUACUCCCCACUAAACCACCAGGCACACGCCAGCCCACAAGGGCCAAACCCACCACAUCUGGACCGAAGAAAAAAAUUCCGGCCAAAACCACUACAGCAAAGUUGAGCCAAGAAAAGUUAAAGAAGACGACUCAGGCAAAUGAGAAGCAAAUAAACACAAGCACAAAAACACUAAAGAAGGUUCCUCCUAACAAGAAGUCAUUGUUACAAACCAAAAAGGACAAGCAAGCAGGAAAGUCAUCUCUCAAUCCCAAACUGCCCAUAAAAAGUGCUCCGAAAAAAAAGAAAACCAAACCUCUCAAACCAACAAAACCUAAAGAUGUGACAAAGCCCAAGGUCUGGCUACAAAAGACUCAAAAGACUAAAAAAGAGGUGAAGAAACCCGUGAAGAACAAACCUAAGGUGACUGUUUCUAAAAAGAAUCAAGACAACAGAAAAAAGACUAAAAAUAUCACUUUCACAAAAAAGAAAAAACUGUUUAAAUAAGCAAUGCGUGUGUGUAGUAAUUAGAUGGUAGUAAUGUAGAGCAAUAAAGAGAAUUCAAAGAGAUCCUGUUCAAACAAUGUAUCAGUUGAAUUGCAGUUCUGAGGUCAGUCUGAUGUGUGAUAUGAAAGACCAUAGAGAAAACCACAACAGUCCUGCGCCAACAGGAUUUUGUUUAGCAUGCAACACAGAAGCAUUCUUCAAAUGUUGGACUUAUUUCUGGAAUGUGGUGAAGUAAUUAGUUUGGGGCGACGAUCUUUAUUUUAAACCAAAACUAAAAUUAAAAGGAGAAAUAAAAAAUAAAAAAAAUGCAAAAAGCAAAAAUGCUUUUAAAAGACUUUCUUAAACAUAACUCUUUGAAACUAAAAUACAUUGAACUAUAAAAUGUGCUAAUUUUAUGACAUACCUAAGAAAGUCCAAAAUGCACAUUUUUGAAAUGUAAAGCCAAAGUGGCACUGCUUUUGCUUUAAUUGACACAGGCAAAAAGCAAACUUAUAUAUACCAAGUCUUUCUUGGUGCAAGUAAAAAUGGUUUAUUCAGUAAAGUAUUUUGUCUUGCUUACAAUAAAAUUAUUUUUAAUGCAGAUCCAAGUCUGUAUGAGGGUUUAAAUGAGGUAUUGCUUACUACACCCUUGGUGUUUGUAGCACUAGGUCAACUACAAAAGUCGUUUUGUGAUUGAAGAUUUAAGGGGAACCACAAUUACUGAACAGGUCUUUAGAAUUUUACUGUAUCAUUUUUUUUUUUUUUUACUUUUGCUAUUGUACAUGCACAUUUUGCAUAUUAAUCCAAAAGUAAAAUGGAAUUUGAAAAUGGUACAACUUUUAAUGCUAAACAACAGAGCUUUUGCUGUUAUUCCACAAAACAUUUAA